Saprolegnia diclina VS20 is the source of this 408-nucleotide messenger RNA. RefSeq lists its product as hypothetical. The transcript has 2 exons. Bases 1 to 372 code for a protein of 123 amino acids. Lineage: Eukaryota; Oomycota; Saprolegniomycetes; Saprolegniales; Saprolegniaceae. The record is from RefSeq and is a predicted model, not a curated record.
AUGCAGGCCAUUGCCACGCUAGAAAUCGCGAUCGACGAGCUCAUCGUGAUUUGGUUUGACGACUUCAACGACGACGGGCCCGCGCCACACGACGCAGUCUUGGACGUUGCUAUCUACUGCAUUGCGCUCCUUCCGGUGAACACUGCCGCCGUGCUCGUCGCGCUCGAAGCACUUCGGACGCAAGCGCCCGUCAUGCUAUGGACGCCCUUUACGAUCGCUCUGCCCGACAACCCGUGUGUCCACACGGUGCUAGACUUUGCCAUUACGUGCAUCACGGCGCUGAAUGCCGAGACCAAUGCGCUUCUCAUGCAAGUGCUUCAGCUCCGAUAUGCGCUGCCAGACCAUGCAUGCUGUGGUAUCGUCAAUGUCUAGAUAGCUCCAUGGCGGUGUAUAUGUAUAAGGUGAAGC